Podarcis raffonei (Aeolian wall lizard) is the source of this 2241-nucleotide messenger RNA. RefSeq names its product 1-acyl-sn-glycerol-3-phosphate acyltransferase alpha-like. Gene Ontology annotation, biological process: phosphatidic acid biosynthetic process. The coding region runs from base 1303 to 2136 and encodes 277 amino acids. Gene Ontology annotation, cellular component: membrane; endoplasmic reticulum. The transcript has 6 exons. Gene Ontology annotation, molecular function: 1-acylglycerol-3-phosphate O-acyltransferase activity. Lineage: Eukaryota; Metazoa; Chordata; Lepidosauria; Squamata; Lacertidae. The record is from RefSeq and is a predicted model, not a curated record.
CAGCUCAUAAUCAAAUUGCCAAUACAUGGGUGAAUUCCAUGGUAGGAAUAACAAGGAAAAGGAUGGGAAGCAAAACAGCCAAUAUCAUAAUUCCUUGAUACAAACCUAUGGUGCAACCACAUUUGAUAGACUCUGUCCAGGUCUGGUCACAGCACCUUAAAAAUGAUAUUGUACAGCUGGGAAAAGGGCAGAAAAAGGGCAACGCCCUUUUUAUUUUUAAAUCACACAACCAGAUUCAGGUCUUGGGACACUUAGAGUACACACUUGCCAAGAUCUGUUUAGGUUUUUGUCUAGGAUUGGCAUGGGUGUUCUGAUUCCUUCUAUUCAGGCAAUGUUCCCGGGUUGCUAACAUAGGAGCCAACUCCUAGGGGCCAAGGUCCCUUCGCAUGUGCCCCCAUAAAAUAUUUGAGGGGGCUGGACCUUCCCAAAGUUGAUGGGCAACACCAUUAAAAUGGUGUGUGCAGGCACAUUAUGUGAUCAAUUUUCAGGACGACGCUUAUUUGGGCUCCCGAAAUACUUUAUCCAAGCAGGGUCCCCCCUCCCGUGCUUUUCCCUGGAAAACCUGCACUUUACCUUUGAAUUAGAGCAAUCGGCAAUUGCUGUUUGCUCCGAUUCAGCAGUAAAGUGCAGGUUUUCCUGGACAAAGCCCCAGGACCAAACAACAACAUGGCGUUUUUAAAGCCAAGACCUGUGCCAAAGGAAAUCUGGAUGAGCCCAAACCAAAGUGUCCCCGUGCAAGGAACAGUGCCCCUCUAAUCGCUACAUGAACGAACCAGAAAGAUGUGCAUCCUCUGGCCAGAUCCAAAACAUACAUUUCCGUAAUAUACUCAAGCAAAUCCACAAAGGGCCCAGGACUACAGUUCUGUUCCUGUGCACUGCAUCACUAUAAGACACUGGAAACUGACACCAGAUUGUCAUAAACGACCCAAAUGUUGCAGAAGUGUCCCUGACCCUGUGUUUUUCAAACGUUCUAAAGCAAAAUAUUCACCCCAUUAAGCAACUAUGUUAAACUCAAUACAAAUUGCUUUGGUCAGAAUACUGGAUAAAAUCCUGAUACAAAGUCAGACUGACUCAGUGUGCUUUGGCCUCCUACACCAAUACUUUCAAUACUCUUGUACACAACACUCCCACAAAUCCCUGGACUUAGGAUAUUUGCAAUAUCAAUAUGAAGGCCAUCCCUCUUCUCCACCCUGGGAUGUUCAGCUGCUUUGAAUGUUGCAACACUAAGAAUAUAAAAGCACUCGUUGACCUUCCUCAAGGCUGCAAAUCUCCACGUUUGCUUUGCUUUCAUCUGGCACCAUCAUGGAGCUGUUCGAGUGGACCCUGUUUUUACUCAUCGUCUUGCUAAUUGGGGUCCUUUUCUUUUCCCAAAUGAGUGCCACCUGGGAUGUCUACUGCAAGAUGGUGCUUUUCUAUGGCUGGAUUGUAGUGAUGAUCAUCCUAGUGCCCCCUUGGGUAGCUCUAAUCAGGGGGUCUAGAGUGGAAAACUUGAAGAUUCUUUGCUUCAUGUUGCGGCAAAUCAGAUAUUUACUUGGCGUCAAGAUCACAGUUCAAGGCUCCGAGAAUCUGAAUACCAAAGGGCCGUAUAUGGUUGUUGCCAACCAUCAGUCCAUUCUCGAUAUUCUGGGAAUAGCGGAGGUACUUCCCGACCACUGUAUGAUUCUUUCCAAAAAGGAGUUGAAGUACAUGGGCCUGAUGGGCAUCGUCUGCUGGCUAUGCAAAUUCAUUCUUCUCGACCGCAAUAAUAAGCGCUCAGCCAGAGAAACCAUGGAUCACAUGACAAGGACCGUGCUGCAGCAGAACCUGAGGGUCUGGGUUUACCCAGAAGGCACCAGGAACCGGAUGGCCACACUACGUCCCUUCAAACGAGGAGUUUUCGCUGUGGCUGUGAAGGCUCAGAUCCCCAUAAUCCCUGUUGUGACCUCCUAUUAUCAACAACCCCUCAACCUCAAAGAUGGCCAGAGGCCCUUUUUUUGUAGAGAUAAGUGGAUCAUCCAGAUUUUGCCCAAGAUAGAAACACGAGGCCUUGGGCCAGAAGAUGUCCCUGCACUUGCUGACAGCACACAGAAACUGAUGCUGGAUACUUUCAAUGAGAUCAAUGAGCACGUAGUUUUAGAGAAAAGUAGCAGAGAGUGAGGGCCUCUUUAUCAUGGAAGCCUGGGAGGACCCACCAACCAGGAAGCUAGACAAGAACUUUGCUUCAGUCCAAAGAAGAGGACAGAAGAAACACCUCACUCCACC